This is a messenger RNA of Acipenser ruthenus (sterlet), 7494 nucleotides long. RefSeq names its product RHO family interacting cell polarization regulator 2 (gene ripor2). The transcript has 22 exons. The record is from RefSeq and is a predicted model, not a curated record. The coding region runs from base 238 to 3255 and encodes 1005 amino acids. Lineage: Eukaryota; Metazoa; Chordata; Actinopteri; Acipenseriformes; Acipenseridae.
UGGUCUUGGCAUUAUCUAUCAUGGAGCAAUAUUGAAUAGCUACUUGUGAAAAAGCAGCAGCAAGGGUUUUUUUCUGGCUUUUACUGUCAACACUACAUGAUAAAUGAAGAUUCUUGUGAGAGGAAAAGGCUUGCUCACACAGUAGAUGGAAGGGUGCAGCUAGCUAGCAGACCAGCUGUACUGGCACACUGAAUGUGCUCUUACUUUUGAGGAGUGUCCUCCAGAUUCCCAGACAUCAUGUCAGUAGGAAUGCACUCCCCAGGAGGGCCCAAUGGGAUAAUAAGGAGCCAGUCUUUUGCUGGUUUCAGCACCUUGCAGGAGAGAAGGUCCAGGUGUAACUCCUUUAUUGGCAAUUCAGUUGCUUCUAAGAAGCCACAAUCCAAGCCAAAGAAAAUGCACACGUCGGGACACAAAACCAGCAGCACGUCGAAGGAGUCCCAGCCUAAACGUGUAGAGGAAGUGUACGAGGCAUUAAAACGUGGACUGAAUGAAUAUCUGGAAGUCCAUCAAGUGGAACUAGACAAGCUGACCCCUCAGAUGAAAGAUAUGAAGAGAAAUUCCAGACUGGGUGUCUUGUAUGAUCUUGAUAAGCAAAUCAAAACAGUAGAGCGAUAUGUUCGAAGAUUGGAAUUCCACAUUAGUAAGGUGGAUGAGCUGUAUGAGGCUUUCUGUAUCCAGAGACGAUUGCGAGAUGGUGCCUGCAAGAUGAAACAAGCCUUUGCUGUGUCUCCCUCCUCAAAGGCUGCCCGAGAGAGCUUAGUAGAGAUAAACCGGCGCUACAAAGAGUACAGCGAGAAUAUGUGCACCUUUGAAGGAGAGCUGGAAAAUCUUUUGGGGGAGUUCCACAUUAAAAUGAAAGGUCUUGCUGGCUUUGCGCGUCUUUGCCCAGGGGAUCAGUAUGAAAUUUUCAUGCGGUAUGGACAUCAGCGCUGGAAGUUAAAGGGCAAAAUUGAAGUGAAUGCAAGGCAGAGCUGGGACAGAGAAGAAAUGAUCUUUCUGCCACUAAUCACUGAUCUAAUUUCCAUCAAGGUGACUGAAUUAAAAGGCCUGGCCACGCACAUUUUGGUUGGAAGUGUUACCUGUGAAACCAAGGACUUGUUUACUGCAAGGCCUCAGGUGGUUGCUGUUGACAUCAAUGACCUUGGUACUAUCAAACUGAAUCUGGAGGUAACCUGGUAUCCGUUUGAUGUUGAGGAUUUGAUGCUGUCCAGCACUGGCAAUGUGAAUAAAGCUGCUGCUUUGCAGAGGAGAGUCUCAGUGUACAGCCAGGGCACCCCAGAAACUCCCACCUUUGAGGAAACUUCGUUUUUUUCUGCCUUGCCUGACGAUGUCUUUGAAAAUGGGAUUUCAGCUGGUGAAAAGAAGUGCUUGUCUUUCAGCUUCAAUGAGCUCCCCAACGGACACUGUACCCCGCCCCCUGCUCUCAUGAUUUCAGCUCUCGGCCUCUCUAAUCCAGAGAUCACAGUCACCCCGCCAGAAAAUGACUCUGAAUCCCAGAACUCCUCUGAGAAAGAUCCAAAUGGAAGUUUAGCAAGCGAGAACGUGACAGAAACAGAAUCAGAACAGGCUGAGAGCCUCCAGAAUGGGCCUGGCUCUUUGUGUUCGGAACACAGGCAGCAGCUGUCUGGCCUAGGACCUGAAGAUGUGUUCUUAGACUCCAGUGUCUCUGAUUCUCUCCUGCAGGACUCUGACGAGACAUCUGAGCUGAAGCCUGUAGAGCUUGACGCGGAUGACGGGAACCUCACCAAACAGCUGGUGAAAAGGUUGACCUCAGUGGAGACCCUGGUGACCCCAGAGAGGAUGCCGUCCGACGGCUCCCUAAGCUGGGAGUCCGACGGCAGCAGGUCCUUCCUGGAUGGCAGUCUGGAGGAUUCCCUUCAGGGGCUUCUCCUUGGCCUGGAGACCCACAAGGAGCGGUUCCGGGAGCUGCAGGACCUGGAACAGGAGGUGAUGCGGCUGGAGGAUCUGCUUAAGUGCAAGCCAGCUGUACACAGAAGCAGGUCUUCGAGUUUAAGUCUGACUGUUGAGAACGCUUUAGAAAGCUUUGAUUUCCUCAACACCUCAGACUUUGACGACGAUGACAAUGGUGAUGAUGGGGAAGUUCCUCACUCUGUGUACUUUGACAUGGAGACAGAGAAGAAUGGUUCAGGGCACCCACAAGCCAGAGGUCACCUGAGUGAAGCUCUUACUGAAGACACAGGAGUCGGCAACAGCGUAGCAGGUAGUCCUCUACCACUCACCACAGGGAAUGACAGCCUGGACAUAACAGUUGUUAAACACUUACAGUAUUGCAGCCAAGUCUUACAGCAACUUGUCUCUUCAGAGGGAAAUGCUCUUGCUCAGAGGAGACUUCUGGAGAAACUCACAGGCCAGACCCUGGUGCUGGAGAACCUGGGGGAGAUCAGCACAGAGAGGCCUGGAGGCAUUACCUCUGCGGCAGAAGCAAUCCCAGCCCUUGAUGAGAAAAAGCUGCUGCUCUCGUUCUGGGAGGAGUGCAGUGGGCCAGGCAGUGUGUUCCACGCCUCCGUCGACAGAGUCAUAAAGCAGAUGCACAACUGCUUUGCAGCAGCAGUUCAGGAGAAACAUCCAGGUGGUGCUGCUAUAGCAGUCAGAUGCGUGGUGAAUGAAAUGAUGGACAGAAGUGAACUGGUCUCCACCUCCUCCUCCAGCUGCAGUCUCUCGCCAGAUGUAAUAACUAUCUUCCAGUUUCACAACUACAUGAUCACACAUGGAGUGUCCAACAUUGAGGACCACCUGCUCCACACAGCCAAUGAAGUCUUGCUGGUGGAGAUCCUGCUCACUGCGCCACCCGAGACAGUGCUGAGGAAGCUGCAGGAGGUGGAGGCCCCGGCCUUGCGACCACGGCAAGAAACACUCAGGGCUCUCGCUUCACUUCUCAACAGAAACAGCGCUGAAGUCAGUCAGACUGUGGCAGCCUUUCUUGAAGCAGCCGGACAGGACAAACACUUUAGAGAAAAGGCAGUUCUCUAUUACACAGAAGCACUGUCGGAGCCCAGUAUCCAGCUGCAGAUGUCUGCUUGUGUGGCACUUAGAUGCCUUAAAGCCACUGAAAGUAUUGACACAGUGGUUUCAUUGUGCAAGUCUGCCAAUGAGGAACUCGGACACGUUGCUGCAGAAACCCUUCUGACCUUCGGAGAAGACGGUCGACUGGCUUACGAGCAGCUGGAUAAAGUUCCUCACGAGAUGGUUAGACUGGGCACCCGAAGAGGGAACGUCGUUACCACAGCUUUUUAAAGGGGACGCAGUCCUGCCUGUCCUCAGUGUUAACUGUGGGGUACAACUGUGCUCCACCUACGUGAGCCCCCAUGGUGUGGGGAAGAUGGUUUAAACUGGCUAGACAAGUGCUAGCUUUCAGUUCAGUUUCUAUAUUGAAUUACAGCUCUUAAGUCGAGACUGUGCUUAUUCUGUGUCCAUUCACAUCAUAGCAUUAACAAGCCAUUUCUGUCUUUACAGAGCAUUUCUUUAUUAUUGAUUUUAGUUGGUUAAAUUCAUAAAACUUUAAAUUCAUAAAACUGUUUGUGCUUUGGAAUUUUCACAUAAUUGUUGGAUUUAUGUACAUCUUGUGCAUUUUACUGUUCUCUUUCAAGUACAAAAUGUAACCAUUACUGAAUGAGUAUUCACCUCCUAAAGACCAGAAAUCUGAAAAUGGUAUACCCCUGAGGGCACAAAAGGACUGCGCUCACAGAUCUCAGCGCCAUUGUUCCUAUCUGGCCGACUGGCUAAUUGUGCCUAGUCUCCAGCUCAGGCAGAGGCCUGCACAGAACUUGUCACCAGCCACCUUCAAUGAUUGGGCCUUAAGGAGAAUGUGAAGAGCCAUCUCACACCUCUCCAGACACUCCUUCUCAGAGUGUGCUUGGUCUCCGGGUCCAUACUCACCACUCUGUCGGAUGACAGAGCGCAGAGAAUAACCGUCUGUUUGGAGCUCUUUCAGCUCAACAGAGCAUUAAUGGUAUGACUUUCCAGAGUCUGAUGGCAGCAGCUCCCAGACCCAUCUAUUGGGUCUCCUGUAUAUGUGCCCUAUGUAGGCCUGGUUCAAUUACAGGUCUUCCAGCCCACAUUGAAUUGCGACCACCUCUGUCUAAGGGCACUUUAUUGGUGGAAACAGCCGGCCCAUCUACACCUAGCCGUAGCGCUGGGCACUGGCACCACAAGGGAGGUCAUCACCACGGACACGUCUAGCCUGUGCUGGUGCGCUGUGUGAAAUGGCCAAGGCAUGCAAGAUGUGUGGAACCCCCCAUGGUAAGGUCUCCACAUUAAUGUUUUUAGAGCUGCAGGCAGUUUAUCUAUCCUUGCAAAAAUUUAGCAGGAGGCUCAAGUGAGACAUGUGCUUGUCUGCAUGGCUCACUUGCUUUGCUGUGGGCGUAUUAGAACCUCUUUUCACUUCAGGCAGUUCAUCUGCCGGGGUGAUGAAAUGGGCUGCGGACCCCCUUUUCAAGGGGAGUACCCAGUGUGUCAGAGUGGAGGCUUCACUCUGAGGGGGUGAGCCUUAUCUGGGAGGUGCGGGACAGCAGAGAUAAACCUCUUUGCCUCCCAGGAAUCAACCCAUUGUUCCCACUGGUUCUCCGUAUUAGGAGGCGGGGAACCGCUGGGAAUAGAUGCCUUUGCACACCAGUGGCAUCUCUGUUGUGUCUGAAGGAGAUCAGGUAGUACCAGGCAAAGUUGCUCUUAGUAGCCCCAUACUGUCCCAGAAGAACCUAGGUUUUAACCCUGUUGCAGCUCCUGAGCGGUUAGCCGCAGAGACUGCCCUUGCUAUGGCUUUGGUACACUUACCCAUUCUGUAAUAGUUACAUUUCAUACUUGAAAGGGAACACUAGACUAUUAUCAUAUACCCUGGUUCCCUGAAAUAGAAAUGUAACAAUUAUCCUCAAGGUCAUUGUGCCCAUGAUAGCAGCAGGCUUGAAAGAAAAAUGACGCUGAGAUCUGUGAGCACAGUCCUUCUGUGAGCACAGUCCUUUUUGGGGGCGGGGCCACGGCUGCUUCACAGGCUCGUCGAGCAGCUUUGGUAUGCAAUUUUCAGGUUUCGGGUCUUUAGGAUGUAAAUACCCAUUCAUUAAUAGUUACAUUUCUAUUUCAGGGAACAUUUUAUUUUGUUUUUCAUUCCUCUACAUACCAUUUUAUUUCAGGGAUUUGAGUCGUGAAUAACUACAGUAGUGUAUAGGCCCACGAGGACAGUGUUAAAACGGUGUUGAAUGCAAAGUUAAAUAAAUGCAGUGCUUGAUGUCGUUUUUUUUUUUUCAUUUAAGGAGCCUUUCAAGAACAGGUGUGUUUCAGCUCAGGUGUAGAUUAAUUAUUUGAUAAUAUGUCAUAUGGAAAACAUUUACAUCACAAGUAAAUUCCAGUGCAUAUUUAGAAAGUGUUAAAAUAAAUAUUGUGUGACUGCAGUUAAAAGUGUCGGGGAUCUUAGCUUUUUAGGACUCUUAUUUAUAGUAUGUAUACUUUUUACUUAAGCACAGAGUUUCAGCUAACUAAAAGAGACCAGAGAUGAUAUUCAAGAUCAGACCCCAAUGACAACAGAAAACUGACAUACAGUCACAGGCAAACGUAUUGGCACCCUUCUCUUAUUAUAGCUUAAUUCAAGGUAACAGAUUAAGGACACGCAUUUAGUAAACUUUAACCACAAAUACACAAUUUCUAGUAAUUUAACAUAUGAUCUUUAUCAAAAAAAUAAACUAAGUUAUUUCAUUUGAAGUAUUUAUUCAUGAUAUAUUGGCACCCCUUCUUUAGUAUUUUGUGUUUCCUCCUUUUACUGUUAUUAAGGCUUUCAGACAUGUUUGAUAACUAGUAUGUUACAUCUUGUUGGUGAAAACUGGGCCUGUUCUGUCUUGCAUAUUUCCUUCAGCUUAGACAGAUUGCAUACACAGUGCUUGGCUACAGAUUUUUUCAGCCCAAAGCCUUUAUAUUGGAUUGAGAUCUGGUGAUAAACCGUCUGCCAGUCAGCCUACGAGCAGAUGGUAUCAUUGUACUUUCUAGAAUGUUUUGAUACAUGGGUGCAUUCAUUCGAUAUUCAAUCACAUGAAUGUCUCCAGUCCCUGCUGCUAAAACACUCCCAUAUCAUGAUUGAGCCACCUCCAUGUUUAACUGUAGGUACAAGGUUAUCUUUAUUGAAGGCUUUCCCUUCUAUUUGUCCAAAUAUACUGUUGUCUAUUAUUGGGGAAAAGUUAUAUUUUAGUCUCUCUGGACCAGAGAAUUUUUUUUUGAAGAAUGCUUCAGAUUCCUGUUCAUAUUUCUUGUCAAAUUUUAGGCAGUUUGUUAUAUGAAUUUUAUGGUUUGCAGUGAGGUCUAUGUGCAUACAACUGUUCUGUGUUCAGGUGCCUUUGUACAAUUCUGAUACUUCUAUAUCUUCUUUAAGUCCUUGGCUGUACCCAUAGUUUUCUUUGGAUGUCCACUUCUUUGAAGUGUUUCAGUUGAAUUAGUUCUGUGGUGCUUCUUGAUUAUUGCUCUGAUUAUGGAUUUUGAUAUUCCAUAUUUCGUUGAUACUGUUCUGUAGCCAUUUCCUUUGUUGUAGUUUGCUACGAGUGCUUUUCUCAAACAUGAAUCCAACUCCUUUGUCUUGAACAUCAUCUGCUGUGUUGCCAAAAUGUUCUUCUUCAACAGAUGUUGGAAAUAAUUAGCUCUUUUUCUGGCUAUUGACUUUAUAAUGCAGCUUAAUUACUAUUUAAAUCUAUUAAAAUAUUUAUUAGUUCUAUAACAUUUUUACAGACUUCUAAUGUUAAGGUGCCAAUACUUUUGUCAUGAACAAAUGAAAUGGCUUAAGAUUGUUUGUCAGACUACCAGAAAUUGUUUAUUUUGUUUAUGUGAAAAUGGAAUAAGAUUUUUUUUUUUUUAAUUAGAUUUUAUUAUUGGGUGUUUUAACUUGUGGAUCAUGUAAAAAGUCACUAAACCUAUUUUAUUUGUAACUGUAGUUUGGAAAUCACUGCUGCAGAUUAUGACAGUGUGAUAGACAAGUCCUCAAAGUAUAAACAUUCUCUUAUGAGGCAAGCCCUGCAGCUAAACACAGGAAGAGCAGGAGGAGAGUUAGCCUAGUGAAACGCAAAAGGGUAGCCAUGGGCUACAGGCAACAUCGAUCCCCACCUCCACCUCCACCUCCAUCUCAAACUGUUUAAUAAACAAUCAGUUAUCAAAGAUAUGUAUUUGAAAUAAUUGCUAUCUGAAAAAGGCAAUGUUACCUGUUUUUGAAAACAAGCUAUUUAUUUAUGUGUUUUUUUGCCUGUGGCACUGUGAACUGUGUUGCAUUUUUAGUUUAAUAAAUAAAGGUUUACAUUUGUAUCAGUUGUACAGCUGGAUACUUACUUUGGCUUUUCAAAAGCACUUAUUACUUUGAACAGAAAGUAAAACCUGUCUCUAUUACAACUAGGUUGUUGGUUUAGGUCGUACAGUGUGUUGCAGUGUUGGUUAACUUUAUGUAUUUUUUCUGUAUUUACAGCUUUUUUUCUGUUUGUCAAAAGUUGCAAUAAAGUUUAUUUUUGCAAAUUA